Dama dama (fallow deer) is the source of this 3003-nucleotide messenger RNA. RefSeq names its product nuclear casein kinase and cyclin dependent kinase substrate 1 (gene NUCKS1). Gene Ontology annotation, biological process: interstrand cross-link repair; double-strand break repair via homologous recombination. Gene Ontology annotation, molecular function: double-stranded DNA binding; single-stranded DNA binding. Bases 220 to 948 code for a protein of 242 amino acids. Gene Ontology annotation, cellular component: cytoplasm. The record is from RefSeq and is a predicted model, not a curated record. Lineage: Eukaryota; Metazoa; Chordata; Mammalia; Artiodactyla; Cervidae. The transcript has 7 exons.
UGGUUUGAUUCAUCCAUUUUGAAGAGACUGGGGAGCGGGGGGCUCGUCUGAUUAAGGGGCCCUGAACCAGGGAGCGGCGGAGUCUGAGAAGCCAGCAGCUCGGGGCUCGGCGGCAGCGGCCUCCUCGGCCGAAGUUGGGGGGGGUGGGGCGCCGAGCGCGCGGGGUGGGGGGGGUCCUGGUCUUUGGCUCCUCGACUCGGUCCUGUUUCGACAGCGAACAUGUCUCGGCCUGUCAGAAAUAGGAAGGUCGUUGAUUAUUCACAAUUUCAGGAAUCCGAUGAUGCUGAUGAAGAUUAUGGAAGAGAUUCAGGCCCUCCAGCUAAGAAAAUUCGAUCAUCUCCCCGAGAAGCUAAAAAUAAGAGGCGAUCUGGAAAGAAUUCACAGGAAGAUAGUGAGGACUCAGAAGAAAAAGAUGUGAAGACUAAGAAGGAUGAUUCUCAUUCAGCAGAGGACAGUGAAGAUGAAAAAGAAGAUCAUAAAAAUGUGCGCCAGCAACGGCAGGCAGCCUCUAAAGCAGCCUCUAAACAGAGGGAGAUGCUCAUGGAAGAUGUGGGCAGUGAAGAAGAGCAAGAAGAGGAGGAUGAGACGCCAUUCCAGGAGAAUUCCGGCAGUGAUGAGGAUUUCCUAGUGGAAGACGAUGAUGAUAGUGACUAUGGCAGUUCAAAAAAGAAAAACAAAAAGAUGGUUAAGAAGUCGAAGCCUGAGAGAAAAGAAAAGAAAAUGCCGAAGCCCAGGCUAAAGGCCACAGUGACACCAAGUCCUGUGAAAGGCAAGGGGAAAGUGGGUCGCCCCACAGCUUCAAAGGCAUCAAAGGAAAAGACUCCUUCUCCCAAAGAAGAAGAUGAGGAACCAGAAAGCCCGCUGGAGAAGAAAACGUCUUCAAGUCCCCCGCCUGAGAAAUCUGGGGAUGAAGGGUCUGAAGAGGAAGCCCAGUCUGGGGAAGAUUAAAAGUGAUGAUGGUCUGGGGAGAGAUUUUAUUUAAAAAGCAAAAAAAAAAGAGAAAAAAGAAAAAAAAAGAGGGAAAAAAAAGAAAAGCUACUUAAGAUAGAAUAUGGUUUUGGCUAUGGCUUGACUCAUGGGCUUUCAAUGCUUUUUUUCCCUUUUGUUGAAAAUAACAUUUUCUUCUUUUCUUCUUCUUUUUCUUCUUUUUUUUUUUUUUUAAGAAAAGCAUUGUAUGUUUAAUUUACCUUUUUUGUCUAUUGGUCUCUUCGUCAUGACCCCCUUUUUCCGCCCCCCUCCCCUUUUCCCAAUGAAAGCCAUGUUAAAUUAAUCACUGGAUUGACUGCUUCAUCUUUUUAUUUUCAAUGGAGGGUAUGCCACAGUUGUAAAGCAAUAAGAUUUGAGGUAAACGCUAUGAAAAUUUUGCUUUUUGCUAAAUGGUAGCAAGUUGAACAGUAAUCAAAAAAUGUAGAAGGUUUUAGUUAAAAGUUAUUGCUUCUUUCUCUACCUGAAUUAAAAAAAAAAAAUCAAUUGUCAUCUAAUACAAGUUUAUAUUCUAUAUACAAAAAUAUGGAUGUCUAAAAAAUCAUGAUGUUAAACUUCCACUGAUGGGGCAGGUAGGAGAGAAAGAUGAAUUCUGAACUGCUACUAAAGGUAUUCAUGUUUUUUACUGUGGGGCAAGGCAGGGAAUUGAGGUUUCCUGACCCUGUUUGAGGAUAUAGGUUUGCUUGAUUUUAGUCUCAUCACUUGUUAUCUCUAGGAGACUCGGAGCCAGUGAUCCUUUUAUUCAGCUACAGUCUUUAAAGAACUUAAAAAAAGCAAGGGCCGCCAAAACUUAAAUCUUUCUUGAUUUCCUAUUUCAUUCUCUAACGGUUCAUGUUUUUAAAUAUAUAUAUGUAUGUAUCCUGUUUCUUGGAUAAAAAAUUUUACCAAGGAUCAAAAGAAAAAACCCUAAGAUUAAAAUGGGGAUAUCUAUAUAUCACAAUGGAUUUCUUCUCAAACUGACAAUGUUUAGGUUUUAAGCAAAAUAAAGUGCCAGUUAAUGUGAAACUCAAUCACAAAGACUUGAGAUUUUUGCUUUAUGAAAACAGAGAGUUGAAAUUCUUCUGCACCAUAAAUGUGCACUCAGAGUCCAUGAACCAUGCUCUGCUUUUGUUGAGGGAUAGAGAGUUUUCCUGCCAGACCCGUCCUUCUCAUCUCUUGGUAGAAACAUGUGGAGCGCCUCUCUUGGCUUCCUGCUAGUGCACAGGGCACCCCUGCAUAGCCCGCUCGCAGCGCCCACCGCCCUGCUCCAGAGCAUGGUUUCUCCUGGUUCUGUUCUUCACUUCUAAUCCUGUACUUGAUGGGAGCAUGGGACAUGCUGCUCCGACACUGCUCAGUUAGCGUUUGUCUUUAUACCGAUGCCCUUGCUGACCGCAUGUCACUUACAGCCGCAGUUUAUGGGGCUUUGCAGAGCUGGAGAAACCAUGUGUUCAGGAGGCCUGUGUGCAGUGGGUAACAGGCCAGUUACACGCCUAUGAAGGCAGUCAGGGGACAGACCUGUCUGCUUGCUUCUCCACGUUCUGAUGCCAUGAGCUAGUGGGAACAAGGUUUAGGAGGGGGUCUUAGUGUGCUAAUGGGCUUCCCAGGUGGCUCAGUGGGUGAAGAAACUGCCUACUGUGCAGGAGACGCCGGAGAUGGGUUCGAUUCCUGGGUUGGGAAGAUCCCCUGGAGAAGGGCAUGGCAACCCACUCCAAUAUUUUUGCCUGGAGAGUCCCGUGGACGGAGGAGCCUGGCGGGCUGUGGUCUAUAGGGUCACAAGGAGUCGGACAGGACUGAAGCAGCUUAGCACAGGACACAGUGUGCUAAUAAAUUGAAAAAUUAGUGAAAUUUAACAUCUGCCUUUGUAUCUAGAUUUGCUUCCUCAGUAUUUACUAAUGCAAUUUUCUUUCUAUCUACUGUUAUAGCAUGUUUUUCUCUCAAACAACCUGGCUUUCCUACAGAUGUUCAUAGAAAAAAGGUUAUUUAAGGAAUAUUUUUAGGACACUGUAAGGAAUAUCCUUACUCUGAUUUUUUUUUUUUUUU